AUGGUUCUUUAUCAGCGCCUCUCAAACUUUUCCACCAAGGAAGCCCUGAAGAUGGAGGAGGAUGAAGAGACAGGUGCCCCUGGGCCCCCAGAUCGGGAGCACCUCACCCCAGCUCCUGGCCCUGUCCAGGCCUGGCGGCUCCGAGCGCGCUGCGGCCUAAGCGGCCGGGGCGCGCGGGCAGCAGGAGGGACCCGGUCCAGGCGGGGCAUUGCUGGUCGCCACGGCAACCGCGUGAGCAGCAAACAGCGGGGAGAGCCGGCCGACAGGCGGCCCGAGCGGACGCCGGGGAGCAGCGCGGGCAGGGGACGGAGGCGACGGCGGGGCCCAGCACCGGACGACCGGCCAGCCCGCUGCGUCCAGGUAAAGGGCAUGUCUGAGGCUAGUAUCAGCAUUCGAAAAAGGCUGCUAAUGAGUGUGGAUGAAGGCUGCUAUGAGUGUGGAUAUUUCGAGGAAUUGGCUCCCGCUGUACUGAAGGAAGAGAAGGAAGCCAAGCGGGCACGUUUGGAUGGUAGGCAUGACUACUUAUUUGCGAUUGUAGCUUCCUGUGUGGACCUGAGCAAAACUGAAGUGGAGGAUGCCAUUCUUGAGGGGAAUCAGAUUGAAAGAAUUGAUCAGCUUUUUGCUGCUGGAGGUCUUCGUCACCUCAUGUUUUACUAUCAGGACGUGGAGGUAGCAGAAACAGGACAACUUGGCUCUCCAGGAGGAGUAAAUCCUAUUUCUGGAAAGAUUAAAAAGCCUAAGGUGUUCGUGACCGAGGGAAAAGAUGUUGCUCUUAUGGGGGUAUGUGUGUUCUUCAUCAGGACCGACCCUUCCAGAGCUAUCACCUCUGAGAACAUCCAUCGGGAGGUGAGCUUUAAUAUGUUAGACGCCGCAGAUGGAGGCCUGCUCAAUAGCAUGAGACGUUUGCUAUCCGACAUCUUCAUUCCCGCUCUCAGGGCCACGAGCCAUGGUUGGGGUGAGCUCGAGGGUCUUCAGGAAGCAUCCAGCAUUCAGCAGGAGUUCUUGAGCUCUCUGGAAGGCUUUGUGAGUGUCCUGUCGGGCGCACAGGAGAGUUUGAAGGAGAAGGUGAAGCUUCAAAAGUGUGACAUAUUUGAACUGAAAACCCUGAAGGAACCAAUAGACUACUUGACUCUAGCUAAUAACCCUGAGACUUUGGAAAAAAUAGAAGGUUAUAUGAAAGUAUGGAUCAAACAGACCGAACAGGUCCUUGCUGAAAACAAUCAGCUGCGGAAGGAAGCAGAUGACCUUGGCCCCCGAGCAGAGUUGGAGCACUGGAAAAAAAGACUAUCCAAAUUUAACUACCUUUUGGAUCAAUUAAAAAGCCCAGAUGUGAAGGCUGUGUUGGCAGUGCUCGCUGCUGCUAAGUCGAAACUUCUGAAGACUUGGCGAGAGACGGAUAUUCGAAUCACUGAUGCAGCUAAUGAAGCGAAGGACAAUGUCAAAUAUUUGUACACACUUGAAAAGUGCUGUGACCCCUUGUACAGCAAUGACCCUAUAUCCAUGAUUGAUGCUAUUCCUACACUUAUCAAUGCAAUUAAAAUGAUCUAUAGUAUCUCUCAUCACUAUAACACCUCUGAGAAGAUCACGUCUCUGUUUGUAAAGGUGACCAAUCAGAUGAUAUCUGCAUGUAAAGCUUAUAUUACCAACAAUGGAACUGCUUCUAUCUGGAGCCAGCCACAGGAUGUUGUUGUGGAAAAAAUAUUAUCUGCAAUUAAACUUAAGCAGGAAUACCAGCACUGCUUUCAUAAGACAAAACAAAAGCUUAAACAAGAUCCAAAUGAAAAACAAUUUGAAUUUAGUGAGAUGUAUAUUUUUGGAAAAUUUGAAACUUUCCACCGACGCCUUGCCAAGAUAGUAGACAUCUUUACGGCCUUUAAGACGUAUUCAGUCCUGCAGGAUUCUAAAAUUGAAGGGCUGGAAGACAUGGUCACUAAAUACCAGGAUAUUGUUGCCACUAUAAAGAAAAAGGACUAUAAUUUCUUAGACCAGCGGAAAAUGGAUUUUGACCAAGAUUAUGAAGCGUUUUGCAAGCAGACUAAUGACCUACAUAAUGAGUUGCAGAAGUUCAUGGAUGUUACAUUUGAAAAGAUUCAAAACACAAAUCAAGCUCUAAGUAUGUUAAAGAAAUUUGAACGAUUGAGUAUACCUAAUCUUGGUAUUGAUGACAAAUACCGGCGUAUCCUUGAACACUACGGGGCUGACAUUGAUGUGAUCUCAAAGCUGUAUACAAAGCAGAAAUGCGAUCCUCCUUUGGCCCGGGACCAGCCUCCCGUUGCGGGGAAGAUUCUGUGGGCCCGGCAGCUCUUCCGCAGGAUUCAGCAACCCAUGCAGCUCUUGCAGGAGCACCCAGCCGUGCUGCGGACGGCGGAAGCCAAACCUGUGAUUCGCAGUUACAACAGGGUGGCCAAGGUCCUCCUGGAGUUUGAGGUUCUCUACCACAGGGCGUGGCUUCAGCAAAGUGAAGAAAUUCACAGAGGACUUGAGGCUUCUUUAUUGGUGAAGGCUCCAGGCACGGGAGAAUUGUUUGUAAACUUUGAUCCUCAGAUAUUAACCUUAUUUAGAGAAACAGAGUGCAUGUCACAGAUGGGUCUGGAAGUUUCGCCAUUUGCAGCUGCCCUUUUUCGGAAACGGGAUAUAUACAAAAAGAACUUCAGUAGCAUGAAGAUGAUGCUGGCUGAGUAUCAGAGAGUGAAGUCAAAAAUGCCCCCCACCAUAGAGCAACUGAUGGUCCCUCAUUUGGCCAAAGUGGAUGAAGCUCUCCAGCCCGGCCUGGCUGCACUGACCUGGACAUCACUGAACAUUGAGGUGUACUUAAAAACCACUUUUGCAAAGAUCAAGGACCUGGAAUUGCUGCUUGACAGGGUCAAUGAUCUGAUAGAGUUCCGCAUCGACGCCAUUCUAGAAGAGAUGAGUAGCACACCUCUUUGCCAACUCCCCCAGGAGGAGCCACUUACCUGCGAAGAGUUUCUCCAAAUGACUAAGGACCUCUGUGUAAAUGGUGCUCAGACACUGCACUGUAGAAGCUCAUUAGUGGAGGAAGCAGUCAAUGAGCUAAUAAAUAUGUUGCUGGAUGUGGAAGUUCCAUCUAAAGAAGAAAGUGAAAAAGUAUCCACUGUGAAUGGUGCUGAUUCAAAAAAUGAAACAAAAAGAGAAGAAGGAAAUUCCGACACCUUGACAUCUUCCCGUAAUGCUGGGGCAGGCCUCAUGCCUUUGACAACCAUCACGAGAAAGAAGAAAGAGACUGAGAUGUUAGAGGAAGAAGCCCGCGAGUUGCUCUCUCAUUUCAACCAUCAAAAUAUGGAUGCUCUUCUGAAAGUUACGAGGAAUACACUAGAGGCCAUUCGCAGGCGCAUUCAUUCCUCCAAUAUGAUUAACUUCCGGGACAGUAACAGUGCCUCUAAGAUGAGGCGGAACAGUCUGCCCAUUUUCCGGGCAGGCAUCACUCUGGCCAUUCCCAACAUUGCUAUGGCCCCUGCCCUGGAAGACAUACAGCAGACGCUGAGCAAAGCCGUGGAGUGCAUCGUCAACGUCACCAAGGGGGUUAGACAGUGGAGCAGUGAGCUGUUGUCCAAGAAAAAGACGCAUGAAAGAAAAAUGGCUACUUUGCGGAAUAGUGAAGACAGUGAUUCUGAUGUCGAAAUGGGAGAAAAUGAACCUCAAGAUACCUUUGAAAUAGCAUCUGUAAACUUACCCAUUCCUGUUCAAGCCAGGAACUAUUAUAAGAAUAUUUCUGACAACAAAGAGAUUGUAAAAUUAGUCUCUGUGCUUAGCACUAUCAUUAACUCCACCAAAAAGGAAGUUGUUACAUCCAUGGAUUGCUUCAAACGCUACAAUCACAUUUGGCAAAAGGAGAAAGAAGAAACCAUUAUGACGUUUAUUAUGAAAAACCCCUUGCUUUCUGAAUUUGAAUCUGAGAUUCUCUAUUUCCGAAACCUAGAGCAGGAAAUUAAUGCUGAGCCUGAAUAUAUCUGUGUGGGUGCCAUUGCUCUGUACACAGCUGACUUGAAGUUCACUCUGACUGCUGAGACGAAGGCCUGGAUGGUUGUCAUCGGCCGUCACUGUAACAAAAAAUACAGGAGUGAGAUGGAAAACAUUUUUACACUUGUUGACGAAUUCAAUAAGAAGCUGAAUCGUCAAAUUAGAGACCUUGAUGAUAUUCGGAUUGCUAUGGUGGCACUGAAGGAAAUCAGGGAGCAGCAAAUCUCCAUUGACUUUCAAGUAGGACCUAUCGAGGAAUCUUACGCCCUGCUUAACAAAUAUGGACUUCUGAUAGCAAAGGAAGAGAUGGACAAAGUGGAUACUCUGCGUUAUGCUUGGGAGAAGCUUCUGGCACGUGCCAGCGAAGUUCAGAAUGAAUUGGUCUCUCUGCAGCCCAGCUUCAGGAAAGAGCUUAUUAGUACUGUGGAGGUCUUCCUUCAAGACUGUCACCAGUUCUACUCGGACUAUAAUUUGAAUGGUCCAAUGGCUAGUGGCUUGAAACCCCAGGAAGCCAGUGAUAGGCUCAUCAUGUUUCAGAAUCAAUUUGAUAAUAUAUAUCGGAAAUACAUCACCUAUACUGGGGGAGAGGAGCUUUUUGGUUUGCCAGUUACGCAGUAUCCUCAGCUUCUCGAAAUAAAGAAGCAAUUAAGUCUUCUACAGAAAAUAUACACUCUAUACAACAGCGUCAUAGAAACCGUAAAUAGCUAUCAUGAUAUCCUUUGGUCAGAAGUGAAUAUUGAAAAAAUCAACAAUGAACUUUCAGAGUUUCAGAACAGGUGUCGGAAGCUGCCCCGGGCUUUGAAGGACUGGCAGGCUUUUUUGGAUCUGAAGAAGACCAUUGAUGAUUUCAGCGAAUGUUGCCCCCUGCUGGAGCACCUGGCCAGUAAGGCCAUGAUGGAGAGGCACUGGGAAAGGAUAACUGCUCUCACUGGGCAUAGUCUGGAUGUGGGGAAUGAAACUUUUAAGUUAAGAAAUAUCAUGGAGGCACCUCUUCUGAAAUACAAAGAGGAAAUAGAGGACAUCUGCAUCAGUGCAGUUAAAGAGAGAGACAUUGAGCAAAAGCUGAAGCAAGUCAUUAAUGAAUGGGACAACAAAACAUUCACAUUCGGCAGCUUUAAAACUCGUGGAGAGCUCCUCUUACGAGGAGACAGUACCUCGGAAAUCAUUGCCACCAUGGAGGACAGCUUAAUGUUGCUGGGCUCGCUACUGAGCAACAGGUACAAUAUGCCAUUCAAAGCCCAGAUUCAAAAAUGGGUUCAGUACCUUUCUAACUCAACAGACAUCAUCGAGAACUGGAUGAUGGUGCAAAACUUGUGGAUCUACUUAGAAGCCGUCUUUGUGGGAGGAGACAUUGCCAAGCAGCUUCCCAAGGAAGCCAAGCGCUUUUCCAACAUAGAUAAAUCUUGGGUGAAGAUCAUGAGUCGUGCGCAUGAAAUGCCAAAUGUGGUUCAGUGCUGUGUCGGAGAUGAGACCAUGGGGCAGCUACUACCACAUCUGCUGGACCAGUUGGAAAUAUGCCAGAAAUCUCUUACUGGAUACUUGGAGAAAAAGCGCCUUUGCUUUCCACGGUUCUUCUUCGUCUCGGACCCUGCCCUCCUGGAGAUUCUGGGGCAGGCAUCAGAUGCGCACACUAUACAAGCCCAUUUGCUGAAUGUGUUUGACAACAUUAAAUCUGUCAAGUUCCACGAGAAGAUCUAUGAUCGCAUUCUGUCAAUUUCCUCCCGAGAGGGUGAAACGAUUGAAUUGAAUAAACCUGUGAUGGCAGAGGGCAAUGUGGAAGUUUGGCUUAAUUCUCUCUUGGAGGAAUCUCAGUCCUCCUUACAUCUUGUGAUUCGCCAGGCAGCUGCAAGUAUUCAAGAAACAGGUUUCCAACUGAUUGAAUUUCUUUCUUCCUUUCCUGCUCAGGUGGGAUUAUUAGGAAUUCAAAUGAUAUGGACACGGGAUUCAGAAGAAGCCCUUCGAAAUGCCAAGUUUGAUAAAAAAAUCAUGCAGAAAACCAAUCAAUCUUUCCUGGAGCUACUGAAUACCUUGAUAGACAUCACAACAAAGGAUCUGAGUUCCAUGGAACGAGUUAAAUAUGAGACUUUGAUUACUAUUCAUGUGCACCAAAGGGAUAUCUUCGAUGACCUGUGUCACAUGCAUAUCAAGAGCCCUACAGACUUUGAAUGGCUGAAACAGUGCCGAUUUUAUUUUAAUGAAGAUUCUGACAAGAUGAUGAUUCGCAUCACAGAUGUGGCUUUCGUAUACCAGAAUGAAUUUUUAGGCUGCACUGACAGGCUUGUCAUAACUCCACUCACAGACAGGUGUUAUAUCACAUUGGCUCAAGCUCUGGGGAUGAGCAUGGGGGGAGCCCCCGCUGGACCAGCAGGAACAGGCAAGACAGAGACUACCAAGGAUAUGGGACGAUGUCUUGGGAAAUACGUUGUGGUCUUCAAUUGUUCAGAUCAGAUGGAUUUCCGAGGACUUGGACGGAUUUUUAAAGGACUGGCACAGUCUGGAUCCUGGGGUUGUUUUGAUGAAUUUAAUCGUAUCGAUUUACCAGUUCUCUCAGUUGCAGCCCAGCAAAUUUCCAUUAUUCUGACAUGUAAAAAGGAGCGUAAAAAAUCUUUUAUUUUUACUGAUGGAGAUAACGUGACUAUGAACCCUGAAUUUGGACUUUUUCUAACCAUGAAUCCUGGCUAUGCUGGGCGGCAGGAACUCCCUGAAAACUUGAAGAUUAACUUCCGCUCCGUGGCCAUGAUGGUCCCUGACCGACAGAUUAUCAUAAGGGUGAAGUUGGCUAGUUGUGGCUUCAUUGAUAACAUUGUUUUGGCCAGGAAGUUUUUCACACUCUACAAGCUGUGUGAGGAGCAGCUUUCUAAGCAGGUACAUUAUGACUUUGGUCUGCGUAACAUUCUGUCAGUUCUGAGAACUUUGGGAGCAGCAAAAAGAGCCCACCCCACAGAUACAGAAUCCACAAUCGUCAUGCGUGUACUGCGAGACAUGAACCUUUCUAAACUGAUUGAUGAGGAUGAACCUUUAUUUUUGAGUUUGAUUGAAGAUCUCUUCCCAAAUAUUCUCCUGGACAAGGCAGGGUACCCUGAAUUGGAAAUGGCAAUUAGUAGACAGGUUGAAGAAGCUGGUUUAAUCAACCAUCCUCCUUGGAAACUGAAAGUCAUCCAGCUGUUUGAAACACAGAGAGUACGGCAUGGAAUGAUGACCCUGGGGCCUAGUGGAGCAGGGAAGACCACCUGCAUCCACACCUUGAUGAAAGCCAUGACAGAUUGUGGAAAACCACACCGGGAGAUGAGGAUGAAUCCCAAAGCGAUUACGGCCCCACAGAUGUUUGGUCGGCUCGACGUGGCCACGAAUGACUGGACCGAUGGAAUAUUUUCUACUCUUUGGAGGAAAACAUUAAGGGCUAAGAAAGGGGAACAUAUCUGGAUAGUUCUUGAUGGUCCAGUAGAUGCCAUAUGGAUUGAAAAUCUGAAUUCCGUUUUGGAUGACAACAAAACUCUAACCCUUGCCAAUGGCGAUCGGAUUCCCAUGGCUCCAAACUGCAAGAUCGUUUUCGAACCUCAUAACAUUGACAAUGCUUCGCCUGCUACUGUCUCAAGAAAUGGGAUGGUUUUCAUGAGUUCUUCUGUCCUCGAUUGGAGUCCUAUUCUUGAGGGUUUUCUUAAAAAACGCUCGCCUCAAGAAGCUGAAAUUCUUCGUCAGCUGUACAUCAAGUCUUUUCCAGAUCUGUAUCGCUUCAGUAUUCAGAACUUAGAAUACAAAAUGGAGAUGCUGGAGGCCUUUGUAAUCAUGCAAAGCAUUAACAUGCUUCAAGGCCUGAUCCCUCCGAAGGAGCAAGGUGUGGAGGUCACGCCAGAGCACCUGGGGAGACUCUACGUGUUCUCCCUGAUGUGGAGCGCAGGGGCCGCGCUGGAACUGGACGGCCGGCGGCGGGUGGAGCUCUGGCUGCGCUCGCAGGACUCGCUGGGCUUGGAUCUGCCGCCCCCGGCCGGGCCCAACGGCACCAUGUUUGACUACUACGUCGCGUCCGAUGGUAAAUGGAUGCACUGGAACACGUGUACGGAGGAAUAUGUGUAUCCAUCUAAUGUCACCCCAGAAUAUGGCUCCAUCCUGGUGCCAAAUGUUGACAAUGUGAGGACUGACUUUCUAAUUAAAACCAUCGCCAAACAGGGCAAGGCUGUGCUGUUAAUUGGCGAACAAGGAACAGCCAAAACAGUCAUAAUCAAAGGAUUUAUGUCAAAAUAUGAUCCUGAAAGUCAUGUGAUCAAGAGUCUGAACUUUUCUUCUGCAACCACCCCGCUAAUGUUUCAGAGGACGAUAGAGAGCUAUGUGGAUAAACGCGUGGGUACAACAUAUGGUCCUCCUGCAGGAAAGAAGAUGACUGUUUUUAUUGAUGAUUUGAAUAUGCCAGUAAUCAAUGAGUGGGGAGACCAGGUUACUAAUGAGAUAGUACGACAGCUGAUGGAACAGAAUGGAUUUUAUAACCUAGAGAAGCCUGGGGAGUUUACCAGCAUUGUGGACAUCCAGUUUUUGGCAGCCAUGAUCCAUCCUGGGGGCGGACGCAAUGAUAUACCCCAAAGACUCAAGAGGCAGUUCUCUAUAUUUAACUGCACGUUGCCCUCUGAUGCUUCCGUGGACAAGAUCUUUGGUGUGAUUGGGAUAGGCUACUACUGUACCCAAAGGGGUUUCUCAGAAGAAGUAAGAGAGUCAGUGACGAAAUUGGUUCCCCUGACCCGCCGACUAUGGCAGAUGACUAAGACUAAAAUGCUCCCUACCCCUGCAAAAUUCCAUUAUGUAUUUAACCUUCGAGAUCUUUCUAGGAUCUGGCAGGGAAUGCUGAACACUACUUCAGAGGUUAUCAAGGAACCAGAUGACCUGUUAAGGCUGUGGAAGCAUGAGUGUAAACGGGUUAUAGCUGAUCGUUUCACGAUGUCUGAUGAUGUGACCUGGUUUGAUAAGGCUUUAGUAAAUUUGGUGGAGGAGGAGUUUGGUGAAGAGAAAAAACUCUUGGUGGAUUGUGGAGUUGACGCUUAUUUUGUGGAUUUCUUGAGGGAUGCGCCAGAAGCUACAGGUGAAACAUCUGAGGAGGCUGAUGCUGAAAUGCCCAAAAUUUAUGAACCAGUUGAAUCUUUUGAUCACCUAAAGGAGCGUUUGAAUAUGUUCCUGCAGCUCUAUAAUGAGAACGUCCGUGGCGCUGGCAUGGAUUUGGUGUUCUUCGUGGAUGCAAUGGUUCACUUAGUCAGGAUCUCGCGGGUCAUUCGUACUCCCCGGGGAAAUGCCCUCCUGGUCGGAGUGGGAGGAUCGGGAAAGCAGAGCCUGACAAGGUUGGCUUCAUUCAUUGCUGGCUAUACUUCCUUCCAGAUCACUCUGACAAGAUCCUACAACACAUCAAAUCUGAUGGAAGACCUGAAGAUUUUGUAUAGAACAGCCGGUCAGCAAGGCAAAGGAAUCACGUUUAUUUUCACGGACAAUGAGAUUAAGGAUGAGUCAUUUUUGGAAUAUAUGAACAAUGUUUUAUCAUCAGGGGAGGUCUCCAACCUAUUUGCUCGUGAUGAAAUUGAUGAAAUUAAUAGUGAUCUCAUAUCCGGCAUGAAAAAAGAAUACCCCAGGCGCCCUCCAACCAAUGAGAACUUGUAUGACUACUUCAUGGGCCGGGUCCGACAGAACCUUCACAUUGUGCUCUGCUUUUCACCAGUGGGGGAGAAAUUCCGAAAUCGAGCUUUGAAGUUCCCUGCCCUUAUUUCAGGAUGUACCAUUGACUGGUUCAGCCGAUGGCCUAAGGAUGCCUUAGUUGCUGUGUCUGAACACUUCCUCUCUUCCUAUGACAUUGACUGCAGUUUGGAAACCAAGAAGGAAGUGGUCCAGUGCAUGGGCUCCUUCCAGGAUGGGGUAGCUGAGAAGUCUGUUGAUUAUUUCCAGAGAUUCCGACGUUCUACCCAUGUGACGCCCAAGUCGUACCUCUCCUUUAUUCAGGGCUAUAAGUUCAUAUAUGGAGAAAAGCGUGUGGAAGUGCAAACUCUGGCCAACAGAAUGAAUACUGGAUUGGAAAAGCUAAAAGAAGCUUCGGAGUCUGUUGCAGCCCUGAGCAAAGAGCUGGAAGGGAAAGAGAAGGAGCUACAGGUGGCCAACGUGAAAGCCGACACGGUCUUAAAAGACGUGACAAUGAAAGCCCAGGCUGCCGAAAAGGUCAAGACUGAGGUACAGAAGGUGAAGGACAAAGCCCAGGCCAUUGUAGACGGCAUCUCUAAAGAUAAAGCCAUUGCUGAAGAAAAACUGGAAGCAGCAAAACCAGCUUUAGAAGAAGCGGAAGCAGCCUUGCAGACCAUCAAGCCUUCGGACAUUGCUACAGUUCGCACCUUGGGCCGACCCCCUCACCUCAUCAUGCGGAUCAUGGACUGUGUACUGCUGCUGUUUCAAAGGAAAGUCAACGCGGUGAAAAUUGACUUGGAAAAAAGCUGUCCAAUUCCUUCCUGGCAGGAAUCUUUAAAACUGAUGACUGCAGGGAACUUUUUACAGAACUUACAGCAAUUCCCAAAAGACACAAUCAAUGAGGAAGUGAUAGAAUUUUUGAAUCCUUACUUUGAAAUGGCAGACUACAACAUCGAAACUGCUAAACGUGUGUGUGGGAAUGUCGCCGGUCUUUGUUCCUGGACCAAAGCCAUGGCUUCCUUCUUUUCUAUAAACAGAGAAGUGUUGCCUCUGAAGGCCAACUUGGUGGUGCAGGAGAAUCGCUACGUGUUGGCCAUGCAGGAUCUGCAGAAGGCGCAGGCUGAGCUGGACGACAAGCAGGCAGAGCUCGAUGUGGUACAGGCCGAGUAUGAACAGGCCAUGACUGAAAAGCAGACCUUGCUUGAAGACGCAGAGCGGUGCAGACAUAAGAUGCAGACUGCUUCCGCCCUGAUUGGUGGCUUGGCAGGAGAAAAAGAAAGAUGGACGGAGCAAAGUAAAGAGUUUGCUUCACAAACUAAGAGGCUUGUAGGGGAUGUAUUGUUGGCUACAGCUUUUCUAUCUUAUUCUGGUCCAUUUAACCAAGAAUUUCGCAAUCUGCUGUUAAAUGACUGGCAGAAGGAAAUGAAAGCCCGGGAAAUUCCGUUUGGAGACAAUCUAAAUCUCAAUGAGAUGUUGAUCGAUGCUCCUACUAUUAGUGAAUGGAACCUCCAAGGCCUGCCAAAUGAUGACCUGUCCAUUCAGAAUGGAAUUAUUGUCACAAAGGCGUCUCGCUAUCCUUUGUUAGUAGAUCCACAGACUCAAGGCAAGAUCUGGAUUAAAAAUAAAGAAAGCCAGAAUGAACUCCAGAUCACAUCUCUAAAUCACAAGUACUUCAGAAACCACCUGGAGGACAGUCUUUCCCUUGGAAGGCCCUUGCUUAUUGAAGAUGUUGGGGAGGAACUAGAUCCAGCCCUGGAUAAUGUUUUGGAGAGAAACUUCAUUAAGACUGGGUCUACCUUUAAGGUGAAGGUUGGUGACAAGGAAGUAGAUGUGAUGGAUGGCUUCAGACUCUACAUUACCACCAAACUGCCCAAUCCAGCCUACACCCCUGAAAUAAGUGCUCGAACCUCCAUCAUUGACUUCACUGUCACCAUGAAAGGUCUAGAAGACCAGUUACUGGGGAGAGUCAUUCUCACAGAGAAGCAGGAACUGGAGAAAGAAAGAACUCAUCUUAUGGAAGAUGUAACUGCAAACAAAAGAAGGAUGAAGGAGCUAGAAGAUAAUUUGCUUUACCGCCUGACCAGUACCCAGGGGUCCUUGGUGGAAGAUGAGAGUCUCAUUGUUGUGCUGAGUAACACAAAAAAGACAGCCGAGGAGGUGACACAGAAGUUGGAAAUUUCGGCCGAGACAGAAAUUCAAAUUAACUCAGCCCGGGAGGAAUAUAGACCUGUGGCUACACGGGGCAGCAUCCUCUACUUUCUCAUCACCGAGAUGCGCUUGGUUAAUGAGAUGUAUCAGACUUCGCUCCGUCAGUUUCUCGGCUUGUUUGACCUUUCCUUAGCCAGGUCUGUCAAGAGCCCAAUUACAAGCAAGAGGAUUGCUAAUAUCAUCGAGCACAUGACCUAUGAGGUUUAUAAAUACACCGCCCGGGGGUUGUAUGAGGAGCACAAAUUCCUGUUCACCUUGCUUCUUACCCUGAAGAUUGACAUCCAGAGGAACCGAGUCAAGCAUGAAGAGUUUCUCACUCUUAUCAAAGGUGGUGCCUCAUUGGACCUUAAAGCUUGUCCUCCUAAGCCAUCUAAAUGGAUCCUGGACAUGACCUGGCUGAAUUUGGUGGAACUCAGCAAACUUAGACAGUUUUCAGAUAUCCUUGAUCAGAUAUCAAGAAAUGAGAAAAUGUGGAAAAUAUGGUUUGAUAAGGAAAACCCUGAGGAGGAACCUCUUCCAAAUGCCUAUGAUAAAUCUCUUGACUGCUUUAGACGUCUUCUCCUUAUCAGAUCCUGGUGUCCUGACAGAACCAUUGCCCAGGCCCGCAAGUACAUCGCGGACUCCAUGGGAGCGAACUAUGCAGAAGGGGUCAUCCUGGACUUGGAAAAGACGUGGGAGGAAUCUGAUCCGAGGACACCACUCAUCUGUCUCUUGUCUAUGGGCUCAGACCCCGCGGGUUCUAUCAUCGCCUUGGGGAGGAGAUUAAGCAUGGACACCCGUUAUGUGUCCAUGGGCCAGGGCCAGGAAGCGCGUGCUCGGAAGCUCUUACAGCAGACCAUGGCGAAUGGAGGAUGGGCCCUUCUGCAGAAUUGUCAUCUGGGACUCGAUUUCAUGGAUGAGCUAAUGGAUACAAUUAUAGAAACUGAGAUUGUGCACAAUGCUUUCCGCCUAUGGGUGACCACUGAGGUUCAUAAGCAGUUUCCCAUUACACUCCUUCAGAUGUCCAUUAAAUUUGCCAAUGAGCCUCCACAGGGCCUCCGGGCAGGAUUGAAAAGAACAUAUGGUGGUGUGAGCCAAGACCUGCUGGAUGUGAGCACCGUGGCCCAGUGGAAGCCCAUGCUGUAUGCAGUGGCUUUCCUGCACUCCACGGUCCAGGAGAGGCGGAAGUUUGGUCCCCUGGGGUGGAACAUCCCCUAUGAAUUCAAUCAAGCCGACUUUAAUGCCACUGUGCAGUUCAUCCAAAACCACUUAGAUGACAUGGAUAUCAAAAAGGGCGUCUCCUGGACCACCAUCCGCUACAUGAUAGGGGAGAUUCAAUAUGGAGGCAGAGUCACUGAUGACUACGAUAAGAGAUUGUUGAACACGUUUGCUAAGGUUUGGUUCAGUGAAAAUAUGUUUGGACCAGAUUUCAGCUUUUACCAAGGAUAUAAUAUUCCAAAAUGCAGCACGGUGGAUAACUAUCUUCACUAUAUUCAGAGCUUGCCCACCUAUGACAGCCCCGAGGUGUUUGGGCUGCACCCCAAUGCCGACAUCACCUACCAGAGCAAGCUGGGCAAGGAUGUGCUGGACACCAUCCUGGGCAUCCAGCCCCAGGACAGCUCUGCAGGAGGGGACGAGACCCGGGAGGCUGUGGUGGCCCGGCUGGCUGAUGAUAUGCUGGAAAAGCUGCCCCCAGACUAUGGUCCAUUUGAAGUCAAAGAGAUGCUGCAGAAGAUGGGGCCGUUCCAGCCGAUGAACAUUUUCCUCAGGCAGGAGAUAGACAGAAUGCAGAGGGUACUCACUCUGGUCCGAAGCACCCUGACCGAACUGAAACUUGCUAUUGAUGGCACCAUCAUCAUGAGUGAAAAUCUACGAAAUGCAUUGAAUUGCAUGUUUGACGCCAGAAUUCCUGCUCGGUGGAAAAAAGCAUCCUGGGCUUCAGGCACAUUGGGUUUCUGGUUUACUGAACUUAUAGAAAGAAACUGCCAGUUCACCUCUUGGGUUUUCAAUGGCAGACCCCACUGCUUCUGGAUGACGGGCUUUUUUAACCCCCAAGGAUUUUUAACUGCAAUGCGACAGGAAAUAACUCGGGCCAAUAAAGGCUGGGCUCUGGACAAUAUGGUGCUUUGCAAUGAAGUCACCAAGUGGAUGAAGGACGACAUUUCUUCCCCUCCCACAGAGGGUGUCUACGUCUACGGCCUAUAUUUGGAAGGUGCUGGCUGGGACAAGAGGAACGUGAAACUCACUGAGUCCAAACCGAAAGUGCUCUUUGAGUUGAUGCCCGUCAUAAGGAUUUAUGCAGAGAACAAUAGUGAAAGAGAUCCUCGGUGUUAUUCCUGCCCCAUCUACAAGAAGCCAGACCGAACGGACUUGAAUUACAUCGCCGCCGUGGAUCUCAGGACGGCCCAGGCCCCUGAACACUGGGUGCUCCGUGGGGUUGCCCUUCUCUGCGAUGUCAAGUAACCUGGGGCGUGUCCCCCACCCAAUACUUUGGAAAAUGCAAGAUCCAAGUGAUCAUAACCUUUAUUCUUCUACGAGUGCUGGACAGUGUGUACAUCAGGUUGAUGGUGAAUUAAUGAACUGCAUGGGUUUUCCGUACUCUUUAGAUAGUUGCUUAAUUACAUUUAACCUGUUUUGUCGUUAAUGAUGAAUCACUGUGUUUGUUGAAAAGUUGCUUGGUGAUUUAAAAGUAAAAUGUACAACUUCCUAAUGAAGUGUGGCCCUCAAAUCCGCAGUAAUACAUAUUCUUCUUCCUUCAACUCUAAAGACUGACUAAGUUAAGCAGACAAUAUUUCCCUUGGAGGGAUUAUUCUUUUGUUAAUGAGGUUCUGGUGACAGCCCGGUUUUCUAAGGUGACAUGGCAAGUUUGUGCUGAUUUUGCUUCUAUUGCCUUUUGCAUUUAGGUCAGGUUAAGAGAUUUAUGUUCAUGGCUCAAGCAGCUAAUUAAAAAGACCUUUUAAAAAAUGGAUGGAAAUAGAAGAAUGGGUUAAGAAUGUGAACAGAUGAAUAGACAGUUCAUGUAAACCUAUAGAAUAAAUGUAUAGAAUAAUGUUCAACCCUAUUGAUAAUUAAUAAUGAAAUACUAACUGAUAUCUGUU
Messenger RNA from Ceratotherium simum simum (southern white rhinoceros), 14909 nucleotides. The record is from RefSeq and is a predicted model, not a curated record. Lineage: Eukaryota; Metazoa; Chordata; Mammalia; Perissodactyla; Rhinocerotidae.